CUCAUUCCACCCUCUGAGCAUCUUUGGGACACCCCUCAGUUGUUGCCUGAAUUUGCUCUACUGCAUCAACUUUCGUACAAGGCCUGCUUCGCUGCAGGCCGAGUAAUAACUGAACCGUUAGUCCUCCUCUGUUCGGAGUCCUCCAGCAGCCUCUCAGUACUUUUACCGUUGGCUUUGGGAGUUAGUCUAAACCCAGCGCCAGUGCUCUUCAUUCCUCUCCAACUAGAACUUCUUGUAAUUAAGGCAGAUUGCUCACCCACAUAGUUUACCCCGGAUUCUUUGCCCCAGUGUUCUCUGCAACACUCUAACUGUUCUCUUAGACACAACGUACCACCCUUUGUGGCUUUGACACAGUAACCUUUUCUCUGAGGUACAGCUCUUCAUCCCCAUGGAAUAGAUCAUUCUCAGAUUUACUCAUUUUUGGUUGUCCGGUGUUUCCUAGUUUCCCAGGGUGAGCUUUCUUGAGGUCAGUGGUCGGGUUUGGUUUAAUUCUUCAUUCCCUUCCCAGAACCUGACUGGUUGCUAAUGGCCUGUGGAUUCAUCAUGUACUUUCUUCUUCCUUCCUUGUUCUAGAUGUGGAAUGAAGUUGCAAGGACGGAGGAACUGUGGAGGAUCUAUAGAUGGCCUGGCCUACAUCUCAACCAACGAGUGCCGAUUUGAUGGGAAGGAGAAGUCUGUGGUUUGCUCUGUGUCCUCAGACUCAACUGUUCGUGCCUGGGAUUUACGUGAGGGCAAGGAGAUCUGGUGCAGCCCUUGUCAGCCUACUGCUCUGGUGAAUUUGGUAACUUACCCUCAGCUGCAGCUGGUUGUCACCGUGGACGAGCAGGGAUUGAUUAAAGCCUGGGAAGCAGAGACAGGGCGGGAGCGGGCCUCCUUCCGUCUGCCCACCUAUUCUUCUGCGCUGGAGGCCUGCAACCAUCCAAAAGGCCCCUUCCUGCUGGCAGCCUGUGCUGAGGGGAACCUCUACGCUCUGAUGCUGCCUCAGCUGCAGCUGGUCUCCAGAGUGACUGCAUUUCCCAAUGUUCCCGUGCAGCUCCUGUCUUCUCCUGACUGCCAGUGGGUGUUUGCGUCAAGCCAGAAUUCAGACCUUGAGCCGAAGGUGUUCCACACAGCCUCUCUGGUGUACCCAUUGGACGAUGAGCCUCCCGUCUUGACCACCUUCUCCAGCUGCCUGAGACCCCAAGCCUGCUGGGCUCCUGCUGAGGCGGCCAGGUUGAUUGUCAUGCACCCAGAUGGCAAUAGCAUGCAGCUGGUGGUCAGCACCUAUGAGCUAAGGGCCAAGAAGUCCAAGCAAGAAGUGGAGAUUGUGGUACAACAGAUUGCCAGCUUCCUGUUGCCAGACAGCGUAAAGCCUCCAAACCUCAUGAGGAGCCAUGGCUCGCAGGUGCUCCUGCUGGUCUCGGGACUGCAGCUGGUGCUGUUCAGCAUCCACGGCCUGCAGCUGGCAGCCUUCCAGGACCACCAGAGGCCCAUCACGUCCGUGUGGGUGGACCCAAGCCGAGUAAUCACCUCAUCGCUUGAUCUCUCUUUGCGUGUCUAUGUGUGGAAGAAGGAGAACAAGUUCCCGGUCCUCAAGAGCUGCUAUCACUUGCUUGGGGGAUCUCACCGAUGGGCCAGUGGGUACAUGCAUGUGGAAAGUGACAGCAUGAGUAUCGUAGGCAUAGAAGCCAGAAGCGUUGGAACGAGUGUUCUGAGGUCAUUCUGCUUCAAAGUGGAGCGUGGCUGAGAGGACUGCACCAUAUCCAAGAUAUUUUCACUUUGGUAAAAGGGCUUGUAGAGAUACAAAGACUGAAUGGGUUAUGUCAUGGGUAUUGGGAAAGGAAUGAGAAAUGCCUAGAUGUCGACACUGUCCCAGGCACCGGCAAUGGCUUUGCUCUUGAAUUCUGUCAGCAAGCCAGUGAAACAGGUGCUAUUGUUCCUGCU
Messenger RNA from Ochotona curzoniae (black-lipped pika), 1923 nucleotides. RefSeq names its product F-box/WD repeat-containing protein 12-like. Bases 581 to 1726 code for a protein of 381 amino acids. Gene Ontology annotation, molecular function: protein binding. The transcript is spliced from 8 exons. The record is from RefSeq and is a predicted model, not a curated record. NCBI's taxonomy places the organism in Eukaryota, Metazoa, Chordata, Mammalia, Lagomorpha, Ochotonidae.